This is a messenger RNA of Scophthalmus maximus (turbot), 3633 nucleotides long. RefSeq names its product presenilin 1 (gene psen1). The record is from RefSeq and is a predicted model, not a curated record. Gene Ontology annotation, cellular component: lysosomal membrane; neuromuscular junction; cell cortex. Gene Ontology annotation, molecular function: aspartic endopeptidase activity, intramembrane cleaving; cadherin binding; beta-catenin binding. Gene Ontology annotation, biological process: amyloid-beta metabolic process; smooth endoplasmic reticulum calcium ion homeostasis; protein processing. NCBI's taxonomy places the organism in Eukaryota, Metazoa, Chordata, Actinopteri, Pleuronectiformes, Scophthalmidae. Bases 208 to 1650 code for a protein of 480 amino acids. The transcript is spliced from 11 exons.
GCGACGGGACAAGCAGGAAGUAGUUAGCGCGAGUUCACAGCAGCGGCCGGAUGUUCGGUGUGAAGACAGGAACAACAAAGAAGGGAGGAGAGCGCCCGGGUUUUAAACCGACUUCGAAACUCACAUCGAGGGAAUCGAUUUACUGAGUGCGUUGAGGCCAAAAGAAUUCUGGCCUGCAUGUGAGGACGAGCGUGCGCCGAGGCAACGAUGGUGAACAAUAUUGAAAUGGAUGUCGAAAGCAAUAUGGAACAGCAGGUCUCCGGCGCGGCCCCUGAACCCGCCCAGCAGCCACAGGAGGCCGCGGUGAUCCGAGCCCGGUCCAGGGGAAGUUCUGGAGCCGAAGGAGGAGGAGAUGGAGGAGUCGGCGGCAACGGCAGCGGGCCGGAGCAGAACGGGCAGCCGCCCACCGCUCGACCGCCGCACGUGGUGGAAACCGACGAGGACGAGGAUGAGGAACUGACCCUGAAAUACGGGGCCAAGCACGUCAUCAUGCUGUUCGUCCCCGUCACCCUCUGCAUGGUGGUCGUCGUGGCAACCAUCAAGUCCGUCAGCUUCUACACGCAGAACGACGGCCAGAGACUGAUCUACACGCCGUUCCCCGAGGACACGGACACGGUGGGGCAGAGGGCCCUGAACUCCAUCCUGAACGCCACCAUCAUGAUCACCGUCAUCAUCGUCAUGACGCUGGUGCUGGUGCUGUUGUAUAAGUACCGCUGCUACAGGGUGAUCCAAGGCUGGCUCUUCCUCUCCUCUCUUCUCCUGCUCUUCUUCUUCUCCUACAUCUACCUCAAGGAGGUUUUCAAAACCUACAACGUGGCCAUAGACUACUUCACCCUGGCGAUCAUGAUCUGGAACUUCGGCGUGGUGGGCAUGAUGUGCAUCCACUGGAAGGGACCUCUGAGGCUUCAGCAGGCCUACCUCAUCAUGAUCAGCGCCCUCAUGGCCCUGGUUUUCAUCAAGUACCUGCCAGAGUGGACCGCCUGGCUCAUAUUAGCCGUCAUCUCUGUCUAUGACCUGUUAGCGGUGCUCUGUCCCAAAGGGCCUCUGAGGAUCCUGGUGGAGACGGCCCAGGAGAGGAACGAGCCCAUCUUCCCAGCGCUCAUCUAUUCCUCUACGAUGGUGUGGCUCGUCAACAUGGCCGACACCGACAGGCCGAAGAGGAACUCGACAGAAGUGCCACAGCAGGAGCCUCAAGAGGCUGUGGCGUCUCCCGCCCCCUCCGGUAUGUUGCAGGACGACGGCGGCUUCACCCCCUCCUGGGUCAACCAGCAGGAGCACCAGCUGGGAACGCUCCAGACCACCGAAGACACCCGGCGCGAGAUCCAGCAGCUGCCGUCUGACCGCCCCCCCGUCGAUGACGACGACGACGAGGAGAGGGGCGUCAAGCUCGGCCUGGGAGACUUCAUCUUCUACAGCAUGCUGGUGGGAAAGGCCUCAGCCGCGGCCAGCGGCGACUGGAACACCACGCUCGCCUGCUUCGUGGCCAUCCUCAUCGGCCUGUGUCUGACCCUGCUCCUCCUCGCCAUCUUCAAGAAGGCGCUGCCCGCUCUGCCCAUCUCCAUCUUCUUCGGCCUCGUGUUCUACUUCGCCACCGACAACCUGGUGCGGCCCUUCAUGGACAAGCUGGCGCUACACCAGUUCUACAUUUAGCAGGACCGCCGCCGCCCUGGUUAGCCCCUCACACCUACACGACGCACUCAGGCCAACAACACGAGAGCGUCGUUCCCCUUCGCAGCCGAGGAACAAAGGAUGAUGACGCAGGGAAGAACUCACAAUGGCGGGACACAGAAGUUGUUUUUGUUCUGCCUUUUUUCUUUCCGGCUUUAACGGGAGGGUAUUUCCCCCACAACAGCCGUUCUUAGAUCUUUUAUUUUUUGCGUUUUAAAACCAAGAAGUGACGUUUGUGGCUCGACGUCGGGACCUCGGCCUUCGAAUAGUCUGUCGAUCACCAGUCCAAGAAUAUUUUACCUUUUAUUUAUCCAGGGAAGCUUCUCGAGAACUUCAUUUUUCAGCAUCGCUCCAGCUGUCACAUCCACACACACACACACACACACACACACACACACACACACACACACACACACACACACACACACACACAUAUCCGCCAACAACCCCAGUCUCCAACAGUCGGUGCCUUGCCCAUGGACACCUUGGCUGGUAGCUGUUGAGCACAGGGAGACGGUCUGAUUGAUGCUUCCCCCUCAAAGACUCGAAUCAAACAUCCUUCCCUUCACAAAUCCAUUGUCCCCGAGCUUCAUCGAAAACAAAACGGACACUCAGCGUUGAUAGUGAUAAUAGAAUUGAUUGGUGAUCGUGUCGUUUGAUUGUGUAACGAGCUGUCAGACACCAGAGCGUGCUUUUCCUCACCGCUGUAAAGAAUGGUUAAGACCCUCUCUCUUUUUUCUUUUUACCCACUUAAGUCACACACACACACACACACACACACACAUAUCAAAUAAAAACAAAGCUCUGAUUCCGGAGCAACUUCACACCCAGAAAGAUUUGCACUGAACUGGAUGUUUUUGAACACGAGAAUCUUCGACAUGUGGUACAAGUGGUAAAAGAAAAAAAAAGUGUAUAUCAAGAAUUUGAGUGUGUUUUUGUGACGCCGUGUUCUCUCACCUUGAAUUGACCUUGAAUCACAUUUUGAAUCCACCGCCUGCAGAGGUAGUAACGUUCACACACACACACUCACACACUCACACCUGAGACUCGCCUGCCGUGUCUACCGCCGGCCACUGAGCGGUUCUGCUGGAGCAGUCGGAGGUUCAGUGCCUUGCUCGAGGGCGAUUGAGUCGUCGUAGUCGUCGUUGUUGUUGUUGUGGGACAGAAAUGUGCUUUUCAUACUCGACCCUGACUGAGAUGUAAUAUGUUUUUCUUUUUUUCUUUUUGUUUUUGUAAUAAUAAUGUCCAGGGAUUGUUACCUGUUGUCGCCAGGUCACAAACUCUGAACCUUGAGGCUUCAGCGGCCGCCGCGACGCUCGCCUGGUGCUGUCUUGAACUAUGCUACAUCCAAUACGUAAACUUAUUUCGUCUACACACGGAUAUUAUUGUGUGUUUUUUCAAAAUAUGCAGAAGAGACACUUUGUACUUUUCCAAACAUGGGGUGGGGGGGGGGGGGGGGGGGGGGGAUCAGGGCUCCUAUGAAGAUCAGGAAAAUCUGGGAAAAUGUGACGAAAUAAGAAAUAAAGUUCAGGUGUCGAGGGAAAAUGUCGGUCAAUAAGGGAGUUGUAGAUUUAGUUACAUUUUUUGGAAAAAAUAUUCCAAUCAUCGUGAGCCUAAUUGAUUAUUUUUAAUCAAGUUCAAAAAACUCAAAGGUUAAAUCAAAGUAAGAAACAUUGAGACGUGUGUGAACCCAACAACCUGAGAUAAAGACUGAGGCUGCUCUCCGAGUUUCCUGCUUUGCAGAGUAAAAGACACCGAGACGGAACAAAACAAUAAUAUUUGUUCUGAGACUGUUUCGUUUCUUCCCCUUCUGUUUGCGGGGGGGGCAAAUAUGUCGGGUGACUGCCUUUUUUUUUCUUUCUUUUUUCUGUCCUCCACAUGCAUAUGUGUUAUGCAAGGUUCUUCAAUUCAGAUUUUGUUCCUCUUUCUUUUGUCUUUUUUUAAAUAAACCGAUGAAACUGAAAA